AAAAAAAUCUGAAUUAAGCAUUAAGACUUGCGCUGUGAAGCUACUGCUACAGUUCACCACUGAAUCUACCUCUACCUGAUUUGGGCUUCUUACAUGACCUCACAUCAAAAAGACCUGUUACCAUGGCUGCCAAAGCCUGCAGCUGUUUGAUUGUCAGCUGAAACGUCACGCCCUCCUCCGCCUCAUGUGCCGCCUGCACUUUAGUUAACCGGGGCUCCCCGCCCUUGCUUAACUACGUAACAUGCGGCACAUCGGUACAGGCGAAUGGAGCGCAGCCACUAUCUCCACUGACCUGGAUAAGGACUGAAGAGAUCUGGACUCCACUCAGCUGAGAGAAGACACACCGCAGAUGUAGGGCUAGGUUACAACGACGCAGCGGCAGAUGAAUCGUGUGCCCAUCUCUCUGAUCAGUGCUGCCGUGCAGAUGGAGUCGGGACCGGGAGGACGUGGCUGCCCGUCAGCGCCGCUUCCGGAGCCGCCGAGCUGGAGGCAGAGCACCGGGCUGCUGGGCAAACUCCUGUGAUCAGACCCUCCUCUGCUGCACCGGGAGAGUUGGAGAAAAGAAACCCCAACUUGAUAAAAGAAUUAAAAAAAAAUCCUCAGCCUCUAUAUGGAGCCAGAUGGCGCUGGGUAGGGGGGCAGCAGGGGCCGCCGGGAGAGACCAGAGCUUCACAACUCAAGUGUGACUUCACUAAAGCUAAUGGAUUUGAAGAGAGUGCUGUCCUUCCCACCAUACCCCGGGGAUUACCUGCAUCCAGUGGUGUAUGCCUGCACAGCAGUCAUGCUGCUCUGUCUGCUCGUCUCCAUCAUGACCUAUAUUGUCCACCACAGUGUGGUCCGCAUCAGCAGGAAUGGCUGGCACACACUCCUCAACUUCCUCUUUCACACGGGGCUGACAUUUGGAGUUUUCGCCGGGGGCAUCAAUCAGAUCAACUUACCUUUUGUGUGCCAAAUUGUUGGCAUUGUGCUCCACUAUGCGUCUUUGUCUACCAUGCUGUGGCUGACAUUUACUGCUAGAAACAUCUGUAAGGAUGUGUCCAAAGAUCCACUUCGGCCCCAGAAGAGGAAUGGGCCAGCCCAGACUCGCACCAAACCAACCAUCCUCAGAUUUUAUCUUGUAAGUGAUGGAGUGCCUCUCAUGAUUGUUGGAGUUACGGCAGCAUUUGGUAUGGAUAACUAUGGCAGCAGGGAUGACGCUUUGUAUUGCUGGAUGGCAUGGGAACCAAGCUUGGGAGGUUUCUAUGCCCCCAUGGGUCUUCUGGUCUUAGUCAUGUCUGUAUACUUCUUGUGCACUUACAUCCAACUUAAACGCCACCCAGAGAAGAAGUAUGAGCUGCGAGUUCUGAGUGAGGAGCAGCAGCAGUUAUCAUUUAGUGAGUCAAACCAUCAUUGCCACACCGACACUGGAGGAGUUUCUGGGCCUAGUGGAGACUGUCCGCCAUUUGCAACAGGUGUGUCGGUGCUGGCCAAUGAGCACUCAUUUAAAUCUCAGCUUCGAGCCACAGCCUUCACCCUCUUUCUGUACCUGUCUACCUGGGCUUUAGGAGCAUUGGCGGUAUCAAUGGGGCAUUUCCUGGAUAUGAUAUUCAGCUGCCUGUAUGGGGCUUUUUGUGUCACUUUGGGACUCUUCCUUCUCAUCCAGCACUGUGCCAAACGUGAUGAUGUAUGGCACCGCUGGUGGGCCUGUUGCCCGUCCAAGUCCAAGUCAGAGGACGGGAAUGGGGACGGACAGAGCCAGAGGCAGGAGCUCCAUCAGCCACACUGCCACCUGAGCUCCCCAUGCUCAGGCAAGCAUCCUCUACUCUCUCCUCACAUCGUGCAGAGUUCUUACCACAAAAUGACACCACAUUCCCAGAGCCCCGCACCCAAUCACACAGGUCCAUGCUGUGUGGCCGUGAUGAGUCCUGUUACCGCCAACCCUAUCUCACCUCUCGCUGAACCAGUGUCCUCACCUCGUCCACAGUCGCUUUCUGACGAGCUCCCUCGUCCCGCUCUGCCUCUACAGAGCUGCCUUAAUGACAGAACAAAGUCACGCUCCUUCAACCGCCCGCGUCCAUGCCUCCAGGACUACCGUUCUCACAUGGCUUCCGUCAGUAUGGAUGGGAGUGUGCACAGCUCCCACCUGGACAGCCCUCAUGCAGUGCACCACCUUGAAGGUUCACCACUGGUUUCCGUUAGCCCACAGCCAGACCUCCAGCUCCCCUGCCCCAGCCCUCACUUGGAUAAGCAGCUGGCUUCCUGCCACAGUUUGCAACACCAGAACUCCUGCCACAGCGUACAAGACUCAAUGACGUCCUGUCACAGCCACGCACACAGCAUGCAUGACAGCAUUUCUUCCUGUCACAGCCUCCUCCUGCCUGCUCAUGGGGCCCACACCUGCCAGUGGCACAUGUACAGCUCAGCAGAUCACUCUUCAACUACAAGCUGCUGUGAGAAACCGGAUCCCUUUACCUCGCAAUUUCAGCAAGACCCCAACACGUACAGCUGCAUGUCAAAGACAACAGAUAAAGAAAAGGAUAAUCUCUGCGUAGAGGUGGAGCAGAAAGGUUUCCCAAGAAAUACUCUGCCUCGGCAGCACGGCACUUUCAGCCGGCGAGGUACCAUCGGCCGGAACAUGAGCCUGCAGGAAGACAGCCUGUUUGGUUCAGACGCCCCAGGAAACAUACGGACUGGCCCUUGGAAGAAUGAAACCACCGUAUAGUUUUCUCAUACUUGUACCUGUACUCACCAGACCUUCCAGCAACCCUGUAAUCCAAUUACUCCGUAAGUGUUUGGGUCUCAAUGCCUUCAGCUUUGCCCUUAAACCACAGGUUGAGUUUUCAGUGAGGCCUCGUAUCGUGAUAUCUCAGAACCCUUUAUGACAUGGUUAUCUUAAAGUGGGUUACUUAUCAGUUUUUAUAAAGAGAGGUUCAAUUAUUGUUGAAUUAAUAUUCUGUUCCAUGCUGUUUAAAGUUGCAAUCAGUAUUGUAUGGCUCCGUAGGGGCGCACUGGCUCAGUAGUUUGCAAGGUCACAGCAAGAAGGCCCUGAGUUCAAACUCCAACGGUUCCAGUUAGAGCCUAUUUGUGUGGAGUUUGAAUGUUCUCUCCAUGUUUGUGUCAGUUGUUCCCCAUUCCUCCUACAGUCCACAGGCAUGCAGGUCAGCUGCAAGGAAUACUCCAAUCUAAAGGGUCUACACAGAUUUAAAACUAUGGACCUGAUCCCAAACAGACCAGGGCAAAACGUACCUAAACUCAGUGGGCUAAAAUGACUUGUCUAAAAUAAGAGACCUGAUCCAGAAGGGACUCGAGGACAGUCCAGUCUAAAUAGACCCAAAGAUCGCAUUGACCCCUGAAAGUUAAACUGGCUUUUAAAUACUAUGUUGACCAGCAGUCAUUACCAAGCAAGCUGUGACCAAGCAGCUGUGCUGUAACAUCAGCUGUAUUGACAUUUAAAAUGAAUGAUCUCAGGGGGAAAUGUUAAGGCCGUGACGCACCAAGGCAACCUUCAGCCGAGAUAAACCAGCUGUUUAGCUGAUGGCUGACGCCGAAUCUGCCUAAAAAAGGCUGAUGAAGGCUGACGCGUGGUGACAGUGCGGGA
Molecule: messenger RNA, 3577 nt
Organism: Sander lucioperca (pikeperch)
Lineage: Eukaryota; Metazoa; Chordata; Actinopteri; Perciformes; Percidae
Gene: adgra1a
Product: adhesion G protein-coupled receptor A1a
Exons: 7
Coding region: 701-2701 (666 amino acids)
Biological process (GO): G protein-coupled receptor signaling pathway; cell surface receptor signaling pathway
Cellular component (GO): glutamatergic synapse; postsynaptic density; plasma membrane
Molecular function (GO): G protein-coupled receptor activity
Source: RefSeq, a predicted model, not a curated record